AAGGGCAGAAGUAGGAAGUGGAAAAGAAAGAAAAUACACGUGGGGGGAAUGUGCGUGACGUCACUGACGAGGAGCUGAGGAGAAGUAUUGGCUUCCCCCUUCCACCAUGUCAACGCUCUACCUUCCCCUGUCUUCUACCUCAGACCCACGAUGCAUCUGGGUGCGCAUCUCCGGACAGUACUCCCCCCACCCUCGGCCGGCCGUGCAGGAGGUUGAGACUGGGCCUCGCGGUCUACCCCUGCCAUGCCUGCUGUCUCCUUCCACCGGCUCAGUAUGGGGCACCUGGGCCGUGUCGUACAUGCUGGCUCCUGAGAGUCUCUCGGGGCGAGGGGAUCCCCGAGCGUUCUCCCUCAUUAAGCAAUGGGUGAACUACGCAGAAUCUGACUUGUUGCCGGCUGCCUACGGCGUGGACCAUAAGCAGACAAAAGAGCGCUCUCGCCUGGAGCUUCAGAAGAUACUGGAAGUCCUAGAAGGCCACCUCAAAGUGCGAACGUACUUAGUAGGCGAGCGCCUGAGCCUCGCGGACAUCGCGGUGUCCUGUUGUCUCAUCCAGCCAUUCGACAACGUCAUCUCUCCUUCCCUCAGACAGUCUAUUCCUAAUGUCACCCGCUGGUUCCUGACCUGUGUAAACCAGCCGCAAUUCAAGGAGAUUUUGGGACAAGCGACACCACCGAGUGAAGAACCCAAGAGUGACCGUAACUCUCCGGCGGUCACCGCAAACACUCCUGCCGUUAACGGCCCUCCCAAGACUGCUGCCCAGCUGAAGAAGGAGUCCAAGAAGAAAGAGAAGCUGGACCGGUUCCAGCAGAAGCAGGAGAAGAUGAAGGAGCAGCAGACAGAGAAGAAACCAAAAGUCGAGAAGAAAGACAAGAAGGAGCUCGGUGUGAUCGCCUAUGAUAUUCCAACCCCUCUAGGGGAGAAGAAGGACAUCUCGGGUCCUAUGCCGGAAUCGUAUAGUCCUCAGUAUGUGGAGGCUGCUUGGUAUGCGUGGUGGGAGAAGGAAGGAUUUUUCAAACCAGAGUAUGGGAGAAAAAGUAUCUCAGAACCCAACCCAAAGGGCAUGUUUAUGAUGUGUAUCCCUCCCCCAAAUGUGACGGGCUCCCUGCAUCUUGGCCAUGCCCUCACCAAUGCCAUCCAGGACAGUCUGACCCGCUGGCAUCGCAUGCAAGGUGAGCUGACCUUGUGGAACCCUGGAUGUGACCACGCAGGGAUUGCUACUCAGGUCGUGGUGGAGAAGAAGCUCUGGAGAGAACAGAAGAAGACCCGCCAUGACCUGGGCAGACAAAAGUUCAUAGAGGAGGUCUGGAAAUGGAAGGGAGAAAAAGGUGACCGGAUCUAUCACCAGCUGAGGAUUCUUGGUAGUUCAUUGGACUGGGAUCGAGCUUGUUUCACGAUGGAGCCAAAACUAUCACAAGCCGUCCAGGAAGCUUUCAUUCGUCUGCAUGAAACCGGUAUUAUCUAUCGCAGCAAGCGACUGGUCAACUGGUCGUGCACCCUCAACUCUGCCAUAUCGGACAUAGAGGUAGACAAGAAGGAACUGACGGGUCGCACAGUGCUGCCGGUGCCUGGAUACAAGGAGGGCGUGGAAUUUGGGGUGUUGGUGUCCUUUGCUUAUAAAAUACAAGAUACAGAUGAGGAGGUUGUAGUGGCCACCACUCGUGUUGAGACCAUGCUGGGGGACACGGCCGUGGCUGUCCAUCCUCAGGACGAGCGCUACAAGCACUUGAGGGGAAAGUCUGUGGUCCACCCAUUCUCAUCGCGACUCCUUCCCAUUGUCUUUGAUGAGUUUGUGGAUAUGAGUUUUGGGACCGGGGCGGUGAAGAUCACCCCGGCUCACGACCAGACCGAUUACGAGGUUGGGAUGAGACACUCGCUCGAGUUUGUGAACAUCAUGGAUGACAACGGACUCCUGAUUAAUGUCCCACAACCAUUCUUGGGAAUGAAGCGUUUUGAGGCCCGGAAAGCCGUCUUGCAAGCUUUGAAAGAUAAGGGAUUAUUCAAGGAAAUAAAGGACAAUCCCAUGGUGGUCCCAGUCUGCAGUCGAUCUAAGGACAUUGUAGAGCCGCUCCUCAAGCCUCAGUGGUACGUGCGCUGCGAUGAGAUGGGCAAGAAAGCAGCGGACGCCGUCCGUGAUGGACACCUGUCCAUCAAACCCGAGUUCCACACUAAAACCUGGUUUAAUUGGAUGGAUAAUAUCAGGGAUUGGUGCAUUUCCCGGCAGCUCUGGUGGGGUCACCGUAUCCCGGCCUACUUUGUUACUAUUAAUGACCCGUCUGUGCCACCCGGAGAGGAUACAGACGGCAAAUAUUGGAUCAGCGGGCGAUCGGAGGAGGAGGUGAGAUCCAAGGCCGCCAAAGCUUUUAACGUUGCCCCUGAAAAGGUGUCGCUGAGGCAGGAUGAAGACGUACUUGACACCUGGUUUUCCUCUGGAAUUUUCCCAUUCUCCAUCUUUGGCUGGCCCAAUGAGUCUGAGGACUUAAAGGUUUUCUACCCCGGCACUCUCCUGGAGACUGGACAUGACAUCUUGUUCUUCUGGGUGGCCCGAAUGGUGAUGCUAGGUCUUACGCUGACCGAGAAGCUGCCCUUCAAAGAGGUGUACCUCCAUGCUAUAGUGCGUGAUGCUCAUGGCCGCAAGAUGAGUAAAUCCUUGGGCAAUGUCAUUGACCCCCUGGACGUGAUCAAAGGUAUUACCCUGGAGGGUCUUCACACCCAACUUCUUGACAGUAACCUGGAUCCUGCUGAGAUGGAACGAGCCAAGGAAGGACAGAAAGCGGAUUAUCCUAGUGGGAUCCCCGAGUGUGGAACAGAUGCCCUGAGAUUUGCUUUGUGCGCGUAUACCAGUCAGGGCCGAGAUAUUAACCUCGAUGUCAACAGGAUCCUCGGUUAUCGUCAUUUCUGCAACAAACUCUGGAAUGCAACCAAGUUCGCCAUGCGGGGCCUGGGAGAUAACUAUGUCCCUCCUCCAUCUUCACUGCCCUCUGGACAGGAGAGUCUGGUGGAUCUCUGGAUUCUGAGUCGUCUCAGUUUAGCGGUGGAUCUUUGCGACACUGGCUUCCAGAAUUACGACUUCCCAGGGAUCACCACAGCCGUGUACAACUUCUGGUUGUAUGACCUGUGCGACGUCUACCUGGAAUGUUUGAAGCCUGUGUUCUCCAGCACAGAUGAAAUCGCCAUUGCCGUAGCCAGGAACAUGCUCUACACGUGCCUGGACGCUGGCCUCCGACUCCUCUCACCCUUCAUGCCGUUCCUCACAGAGGAGCUUUAUCAGCGACUCCCCCGACGGUCCUCUGAGACGUUCCCCAGUAUAGCCGUCACUCCUUAUCCUGAUGCUACAGAGUUCCGUUGGCGAGACGAGGAAAUAGAGAAGAAUAUGGAUCUGGCUUUACUGAUCGUGAAAUCCAUCCGGUCUCUGCGGGCCGAUUAUAAUCUCACCAAGACCAAGGCUGACUGUUACGUGAAAUGUCAGGACGCCGACACGAAAGCUGUGGUUGUUGCCCACACCUCGUAUAUCACCGUCCUCUCUUCCUCCCGCUCCCUGGCAAUCCUUGAGCCUCGGGAUCCAGCCCCAGCUGGGAGCGCCGUCAACACGGCUUCUGAUAAGGCUACGGUUUUCAUGAUGCUGAAGGGGCUCAUCGACGUGGACAGAGAGCUGGGCAAGCUGCUGUUAAAGAAGACCGAGCUGAGCCGACAGCUGGCAAAGUUACGUGAGCGGAUGGGGGGAGCGGACUACCGCACCAAGGUUCCCCCCACCGUGCAGCAGCAGGACUCUGAAAAGAUGAAGCAGUUUGAAACAGAAUACCAGAAGGUGGAGGAAGCCAUGAGCAGUUUCCAGGGCAUGGUCCAGUAGUAAAUUAUUUUCGGCUUUUGCAGGACUCGCCUGCGGCCCGGAUGCUGCUCCAGAACUUUAUCUUUUUUAGAGAAGAGGACAAUGUUGUUCUAGAAUUGUCUUGCAGGGUGUAUUGUAUGUAAUAAAUCCUGUAGAACCAA
Bufo bufo (common toad) is the source of this 3987-nucleotide messenger RNA. RefSeq names its product valyl-tRNA synthetase 1 (gene VARS1). Gene Ontology annotation, biological process: valyl-tRNA aminoacylation. Gene Ontology annotation, molecular function: valine-tRNA ligase activity; aminoacyl-tRNA deacylase activity; ATP binding. Gene Ontology annotation, cellular component: cytosol. Bases 107 to 3847 code for a protein of 1246 amino acids. NCBI's taxonomy places the organism in Eukaryota, Metazoa, Chordata, Amphibia, Anura, Bufonidae. The transcript is spliced from 30 exons. The record is from RefSeq and is a predicted model, not a curated record.